This is a messenger RNA of Rosa chinensis, 2078 nucleotides long. RefSeq lists its product as uncharacterized. The record is from RefSeq and is a predicted model, not a curated record. The transcript has 4 exons. Bases 494 to 1792 code for a protein of 432 amino acids. Lineage: Eukaryota; Viridiplantae; Streptophyta; Magnoliopsida; Rosales; Rosaceae.
AAAUCCCAAGAAAUAGAAACUAUACAAUUAUACAAAAGAAUAGAAAAAAUAAAUAGUUGUCUGAUAUAAACCGAAAGAAAGACAAAAAAAGAAAGAAAAAAGAGUAGACGAUCCUCUUAUUUGGAGAACUGGAGGCACUACUGUAAAGGGAAUUUUGGGUGCCAGAAAAAUCACCCAAAACCCAAAUAUCUUCCUCUCGAUCACUAUUGGGUAGCCACUGUCUGGUUUUGUUUCUCCUCCUCUUCUUCUUCGUAAGCUGGACUCCCCGGUCUCGGAAACUCGAUACACAGCGCGCAGAUCACAAACAUUUGGAGGACAAGUGUGAAAUACUGGAACUAAAUUUGAAGUGAUGAAAGGAGCAAAACAUGCCGUGGAUGUGAUGGUUUCUAAUGUGUUUGAGCGAUUCUUUUAGGGGAUUACUUGCUGAAAUACUGGAAAAUUUCAUUCAUAUGCGGUUCGGUUGGGGUAGGAGUUUGAUAAACAAUAGAGGUCUAUGAAACCCAACGCAAAGACAAACUAUGCUGUUGCAAAUCCAUCUGUAGUUAGAGUUGGUAGGAACAAUGUAGAGUAUGAGUUUGGUGGGGUAAAACCUAAAAUCUUGCGAUGCCGUCCAAAGCUGUUUAAAGAUGUCGUUUCUAGAUUUUCCGAUGAAAAAAAAGUUGCAGUAGAAGAAAUGGGUUUUGGGCUGUUGUUGCAGCUCCAGUGUGAGCACCUGCAGCUUGGUUUGUGUGGUUGGUUGAUUGAUAGAUUUGAUCCCAGCAAGUCUUCCAUUGAGGUACAUGGCAAGAGAUUCAAUCUUGGUCCGACUGACUUUGAGAACAUAAUGGGGGUCAAAGAUGGAGGACAUGAUGUUGAAAUCCGUGGCUCAAAGGCUGACAUACAAGAAUUAAAGGAUAUCCACUUUGGCAACAGAUAUCGAAUAUGCAAUAUGAGUGAAAUAGCUGAGAAGUUGAAAGAGACGAAUAGUGUAGAUGACACCUUUAGAGUUGGGUUUGUUCUAUUUGCAUUGGCCACCUUUCUUUGUCCAUCUAGUUCAGGUGAUUUGACAGCAAAGUUUCUGCAUCCACUAAGGGACAUCAAUGGUAUAAAAUUCAAAAAUUGGGCGACUUUUUCAUUCAGUUUUCUUGUUGAAAGCCUUAGUACAUUUAAGAAGAAAAAUACAACUUGUAUCGGUGGGUGUGUACUAUUCUUGAAGCUGUUUUACUUUGAUCUAGUCGUUCAUGGAAGAACGUUUGUAAAUAGAUCACUGACGCCUAUUGUUGCAUGGGGGGAAAAGGAGGAAACAAAGUUAGUGGAGUGGAUCGGACAAAAUGGGGGGUUUAAUAGUUUGGACAUUGCUAUUGCUUAUGAUCGUAUAGCCCCAAUCCCAAUCAGUGCUGAUGAAGAUGAGGUGGUGGCUGUGAGGAAUGAUCACACAGUGGUUGCAACAGUUGAACCACAGUCACAACAAAAGACAAAUGACAUUACUCUUGUUUACAAGCGUAGAGCCGCUGCUAGUUUUGAGAACAGUGUGGUGGCCUUAAGGAAUGAUCUCGCAAUGUUACACAAAAAGGUUACCAAAUUUAAACGAGCACUACGGCAAAAGACAAAUGAUGAUAAGGCAGCUGAACUGGAAGCUAAACUUGGUAGUGAGAUGAGCAAGAUUGAAGGCCUUACUUAUUGGCAGGUCUUUCAAGCCACUAAUAUUUUAGCGACCAAAUAUGAUCUGGUAACAAUGUUUCUUCCCAUGUCUGAGCAAAGCAAAAAGGCAUUUGUUCUAAAUCUGUUAGAACAUGGCACCCAUGGCUUAUGAGUUCAUUAUGAGCUAUAUAUAUAUAUUAGCAAUAUGACUAUUAGUUAGAGUUAUGACCUUUACCGGGAGUAUGCAUCAGCUUCGUGAGCUAAAUAUUCCUACCACCAAUUGGCCAGGGAAAAAAGAAAGAAAAACACACUUUGCUAAACUCUUGCCAUUGAUCAAGAGUCGUAUUGAUUUUUGGUAAGCACUUGGUGCACUUUUGAAUUCUCUCACAUUGAUUGUAAUCAGAUCAUGCUCUUGGUAUUGCUAGCAUUUGACUCUAACCAGUGCUGGAAAUUGACGA